CUGGUUCAUCUAUAAGAGAGUAAUGAACAUCGUAAUAUACAACCAACAAUCAACUUCCCACUUUUUAUGUCCUGCAUGCAAUUGAUCUGACCGUUGAACUAUAUAUUGAGAUUGCAGCAAUUCCAUUACUUUCUACCUUCAAGUUUCAACUAAUAUCUACAACUAUAAUUUAUCAGUCUCCUACGUAUAUCCAAUAUUUCAAGGAAUGUCUAAGCCCAAUCUUCUGUCUCAAUGCCUAUUUGUAUUGCUCCUAGCACACAUCUGCCAUGUCUCCCAUGCUGAUGUUGGAACAGCUGCCCGCUACAGACCCCCAUAUUUGCCCACGGCGUGUUUCGGAAGCGAUGCCGACCAAUUCCCAUCAAGCAACCUGUUUGGGGCGGCCGGCGAGGGGAUAUGGGACAACGGCGCCGCCUGUGGGAGACAAUAUUUGGUGCGGUGCAUAAGCGCACGUGUUCCUCGGACUUGCAUUCCAGGGCAGAUCAUUCAAAUAAGGAUCGUUGAUCGUGCACUUUCUUCGGUUUCUAGGCCUUCCAGGGAUGAUACUACCAUUGUUCUUUCUACUACUGCUUUUGGGACAAUUGCCAACCCUUCUGCUCCUUUCAUUAACGUUGAAUUCUUACAGGUUUGAAGUGGACAUACAAUUAUAGGAAGAAAUUUUUCUGCAUGAUUCAUAAUUAUGUACAGCUGAAUUGUAUUUGGUCCCGUUGGUCUUAUUACUAGAUAAUUAUAAUUCAAAGGCAACAUAUAUAAUCAUCUGGUAUGCACGUGGCUUGUUUGCUGUGGAUGGAUCGGAUGGCCUGUAAUUGAUUUAAGGAUCCCACAUGGAAAGCAAAUCUUGAUGAUCAUCAUUAUCUUGUAUACCUCUUGUUUAUCUCCAAAUAAGAUAUGUGUAAAUUUAUCGUU
Molecule: messenger RNA, 903 nt
Organism: Corylus avellana
Lineage: Eukaryota; Viridiplantae; Streptophyta; Magnoliopsida; Fagales; Betulaceae
Product: EG45-like domain containing protein
Source: RefSeq, a predicted model, not a curated record